AUGAGUGAAGAGAAGCCACAAAAGAGAGAUGAGGGAGUUGUGGUGAGAGGUGAAGAUGAUUUUGAAAAUGAAGUAGUUGAAGUUGAGAGGAAAGAGCAACAAAAGAGUGAUGAGGGAGCCACAAAAAACGAUGAGGGAGAUGAAGAAAGAAUAGAAAAGCCCCCUAUGAGAGAUCUUCUAUCCAACAAGAGUAGGCUUGAAGAGAGAGCAACCAUCUCCCUUCCUAAGGAGGUGAGUGCAAUCAUUCAAAACAAGCUUCCCCAAAAGCUUGGUGACCCCGGUAGCUAUGCAAUACCGGUGAAGAUUGGAGAUUUGGAAGCUAUGGAUGCUUUAUGUGAUCUUGGGGCAAGUGUGAGCUUGAUGCCCUAUUAUAUUGCAAAGAGUUUGAAAGUUGGAGACUUGAAACCAACAAGAAUGUCCUUACAACUAGUCGAUCACACGGUUAGGCUACCCUUGGGGAUUCUUGAAGAUGUGCCGGUUCAAGUUGGAAGAGUAUUUGUGCCAUGUGAUUUUGUGGUAAUGGAAAUGGAAGAAGAUGCAAGAGUACCCCUCAUUUUGGGGAGACCAUUUUUGAACACCGCGGGAGUGGUGAUUGAUAUGAAGGAAGGAAGAUUGACUUUGAAUGUGGGAGAUGAGAAAAUUUCAUUUUCAUUCUCACAAACUUUGAAGAAGCCAUUGAUUGAUGAGGUUCAUAGAAUUGACACAUUGGAGAGGGACUUAGAAGAGUUCCGAGAAAGAUUGUAUGAAAGAGAUCCUUUACAAGCUACCCUAACGGGAAGCUUAGUUGAGGAGGGUGAAGAAGCAAAGGGGUAUGAUCUCUUACUCAACCAACCUUUGGCCCACGAGGUGAUGAAAUUUGAAGUACUUAACAUGGAGGCAAAAGAGGAGAGGACUACGCCUCCUCCUAAGGUUGAACUUAAACCCCUUCCCCCUCUACUUAAAUAUGCUUUUCUUGAUGAUAGUGAGAGUUAUCCCGUUAUUGUCAAUGCUAAGCUCGAUGACACCUCUCUUGAGAAACUCCUUGUUGUUUUAAGGGAGUAUAGAGAUGUCAUUGGGUACAAAAUUGAUGACAUUAAGGGGAUAAGUCCCACCAUAUGCAUGCAUAAAAUUCUACUUGAUGAUGAUCAUGCUUCCUCGAUUGAGCACCAAAGAAGGCUCAAUCCCAACAUGAAGGAAGUGGUGAAAAAGGAAGUUUUAAAACUUCUUGAGGCGGGCAUAAUCUACCCUAUCUCCGAUACAUUUGAUAGGUUGAAGGAGGCCUUGAUUUCGGCUCCUAUCAUUCAACCCCCUAAUUGGGAGCUUCCUUUCGAACUUAUGUGUGAUGCUUCGGAUUUUGCUGUUGGGUCCGUUCUUGGACAAAGGAAGGACAAGAAUCUCCAUGCUAUCUAUUACACUAGCAAAACAUUGGAUGAGGCACAAAGAAAUUACACAACCACGGAAAAGGAGUUUCUAGCCAUUGUUCAUGCAAUUGAGAAGUUUAGGUCCUACUUGUUGGGCUCUAAGGUCAUAGUCUUUACCGACCAUGCGGCCUUGAAGUACCUCUUGUCCAAUAAGGAACCUAAGCCAAGAUUGAUUCGGUGGGUCUUUCUCUUGCAAGAUUAUGAUAUCGAGAUUAGAGACAAAAAGGGUGCCGAAAAUGUGGUGGCCGAUCAUCUUUCACGGUUUCCUAUCUUCGUAGGUGAUCUUGAUAAUUUGCCAAUUGAUGAUUAA
Chenopodium quinoa (quinoa) is the source of this 1710-nucleotide messenger RNA. RefSeq lists its product as uncharacterized. Lineage: Eukaryota; Viridiplantae; Streptophyta; Magnoliopsida; Caryophyllales; Amaranthaceae. Bases 1 to 1710 code for a protein of 569 amino acids. The transcript is spliced from 3 exons. The record is from RefSeq and is a predicted model, not a curated record.